Molecule: messenger RNA, 1351 nt
Organism: Leguminivora glycinivorella
Lineage: Eukaryota; Metazoa; Arthropoda; Insecta; Lepidoptera; Tortricidae
Gene: spn-A
Product: DNA repair protein RAD51 homolog 1
Exons: 8
Coding region: 246-1268 (340 amino acids)
Biological process (GO): DNA strand invasion; double-strand break repair via homologous recombination; reciprocal meiotic recombination
Cellular component (GO): condensed nuclear chromosome
Molecular function (GO): ATP binding; ATP-dependent DNA damage sensor activity; ATP hydrolysis activity
Source: RefSeq, a predicted model, not a curated record
UGUUUUGGCCCUAAUCGACCAUAGUGUCAUAGCUCUCCAUUGCGUAGUUGACAGAAUCAAACAAAAGCUGCGAAGUAAAUAUUGAAAAGAAAAACGUGUGAUCGGUGUAAUAAAUCAUCUAGUUGAUAUAAGGGCUACAAAGUUAAAAUUCUUUAAAUAAUUUGUGUGGAUGUGAUAUUUGAUCAUGAUACAAAGAAUUUAACAGCUGCUAUACUUUCGAUGUUUAGCUGAUAUUCUUUGGAGCUAUGUCUGCAAUAGCCACCGCCUCCGCCGCCACUGUGUCAGUGGACGAAGACGCCGAUGAAUGUGGACCACAGUUGAUUUCUAAAUUAGAGGGCAAUGGAAUCACAUCAGGGGACAUAAAAAAGUUAGAAGAAGCGGGUUAUCAUACAGUGGAGUCCGUGGCAUAUGCACCCAAGAAAUGGCUGAUCACCAUCAAGGGCAUCUCGGAACAAAAGGCUGACAAAAUUCUGGCGGAGGCUUCCAAACUUGUGCCUAUGGGCUUUACUACUGCUACUGAGUUUCAUCAGAAAAGGGCAGAAAUCAUUCAGUUAACAACUGGAUCCAAAGAGCUGGACAGGCUGCUAGGCGGAGGCAUUGAGACGGGCUCCAUAACAGAGAUAUUUGGAGAGUUCCGCACGGGCAAGACACAGAUUUGCCACACACUGGCUGUUACUUGUCAGCUGCCGAUAGAGCAAUCAGGCGGUGAGGGCAAAUGCAUGUACAUCGACACGGAGGGCACGUUCCGACCAGAACGGUUGCUCGCGGUGGCUCAGCGGUAUGGCAUGGAGGGCGGCGCGGUGCUAGACAACGUGGCAUACGCGCGCGCAUACAACACAGACCACCAGACGCAGUUACUCCUCCAAGCCUGUGCCAUGAUGGCCGAAUCCAGAUAUUCAUUAAUUAUAGUAGACAGUGCCACGGCCCUGUACAGAACAGAUUACUCCGGCAGAGGAGAGCUGAAUCCAAGGCAACAACACCUCGGUCGCUUCAUGAGAAUGUUGCUAAGACUUGCUGACGAGUUCGGCGUAGCGGUGAUAAUAACGAACCAGGUGGUGGCGCAAGUGGACAGCGUGGGCGUUUUUAACGCGGACACCAAGAAGCCCAUCGGUGGGCACGUGCUGGCCCACGCAUCCACCACCAGGCUCUACCUCAGGAAGGGCCGCGGCGACAAUCGAAUCUGUAAGAUCUACGACAGCCCGUGUCUCCCCGAGACAGAGGCCAUGUUUGGGAUCAGCACUGAAGGCAUAACGGACGCGAAGGAAUAGUCUUUAAGGAUUUAAUUUAUGAAUUAUAGUAAACAUUUGAUAUAAUGAACGAAAAUGUACAUUAAAGUGAUUUCAUAUUUUUA